Halichondria panicea is the source of this 2082-nucleotide messenger RNA. RefSeq lists its product as uncharacterized. The record is from RefSeq and is a predicted model, not a curated record. Lineage: Eukaryota; Metazoa; Porifera; Demospongiae; Suberitida; Halichondriidae. Bases 1344 to 2036 code for a protein of 230 amino acids. The transcript has 3 exons.
AACCAGCUUACCAGUGAGUGAUCUUGUUGCCAUUGCAAAAGUUAAUUGAGCUUGCAGCUUUAGCUAGCUAGAACUAGUUUAUUAUUUGCAGUGCUAGUGUGGUGUUUUGCAAGUUAUGUAAUGGGAGUUCCCCUGGGAAUUCCCCUACACACAAUAGUACACACACAAGAUGGCUGAGGACAAACUGUGCUUUCAAUGUGACUCCCAUCCUCGCCUUCAAGGAGACUUUCUGUGCAGGUCCUGUAAACUAGACCACAAGCUGUGUUAUGAGUGUGGGGAGAAGGAAAGAAACCAUCCUUUCAAGCUCUGUACAGAGUGCUACCAAGCACAAAGAAAGGGAACAGGUAAGUGUUUGGAAGUUACGGUAUUUUACUAAUCUUCUGCGGUAGUUCAAGAGUCAAGCAUGCUCAAGCGACUAGACUCAGAGCAACAAACGCACAAAGACAUAUUGGAGCACUUCAAGAAAGAAUGGGUGAAAAUCACUCCCAAAUGUCCCACCCCUCCCGUGCCAUUGGCGAUAUAUGCUGUACAGAACAAGCAGCUGACAAAAUCAUUUCACGAGUACAGUGAUCGAAUCAAGCAAGGCGACCAGAAGGCUACAAACUCCGAUCUGGAACUAAACUAACGUGCAAUUUACUAGAGCGUGAUGAUUGUUGUCAAGACACAAACUGUGGAAUAUGUGGAAUAUCUUCCAAUGGAUUUGAUUCCCAUCGUAUUGGUAGCAAUAUUCCUCGAUUUCAGCGAUUUGGUAAAGGAAUCUACCUCGCUCCUAAUUCUUCAAAAUGUCACGACUACACUCAAGGCAAUCCGCUCCAUAAAGUACGUACUCAGUUGCUGUGUUUGGUGGCGUGUGGUGCAAAGUACGAGAUUCAUCAAGACAGCACGACUCUCACUGGUCCUCCAGAAGAAUACAAUUCAGUGCAUGGUGUUGCUGGAGGCUCUCUGAACUAUGAUGAGAUAGUGGUGUUUGAUGUAGCUGCUGUUAUGCCUCAGUUUAUUGUUGUGUAUGAGUUAGAUGGUGUGGAAAAGAUUGCAAAAUGAUUUUAGUGAUUUUAGUGAUUUUUUGAUGUAAUUACACUUGGAUAUGAUCCCUCUAAAAAGAAGGUGUGUACUAUCUUUUGGGGGAUUCCCCCAGAGGUGGUACGACAUCCGCGUGUCUUUAACACACACAUUCCGAACUUUGACCUAAGUGUGUCUAAAACGUUCCUUUGACACGUCGUACCUCCUCUGGGAUUCCCCUCGGGAUUCCCUUGAAGCCACUAUAAUUAUACGUACGUACAUGUAAUCACUUGUUCUCGAUAUUCUUAUACUCUUUCUACUAUCCAUGUUAUACUGACAGAAUAAUGAAGGACAUCCAAGGUGUUCAGCGAGGCAAAUGCAACACUUGUGAGUGUGAAGAGUACCGUACUUCACCCGCGGCCACACUGCCUGGACCGUUGCAUUUACGCAAGCCUCGUCCUCAGCAACCGGGUGCACCCGUGACGUCUGGUCAGAUGAUGUCCCAGGCCCAGGGCGCCUCCGGGUUCCAACCAAGAUAUGAUGCUCAUGAACAACCUCUUCAGCUAGUAACUUAUGGAACUUGUAAAUGUCCUGGAUGUACUUUUCCAAAACGAAGAGAAGGUGACAAGAUCCACGAUUUCUGUAGCAGGACAUGUGCUAAGAAGUUCAAUGAACUUCAAUCAUCCUUUCACCAACAGAAGGUUGCUGCCACGAAGACAGCUCAACAAGGCAGCAGCUCUCCGAGGGCUUACAGACAGCCACCAGGAUCAUUUGCUAUCUCCAGUGGGCCUUCCUCUACUGAUAAACGUGGGGCCAUGAGCUACUACCCUAAAAUGCAAGGACAAGGCCCUCCGAUGCUACCAUAUGAUAGUUUGCCUCUCUCCCAUUCUGGUGGAUCUAUGCCCCCGGGCCCUUCUACUCAGUCCAUGCCAGCGAUAGCUGGUGGCAAGAUGUGCUCCAAGUGUCGAGUGAGACAAGCUAACCCAGGGAAGGGCUGGUGUGACCAGUGCUUUAUGCAGUCACUAAUGAACUCUUAGCUAUUAGCAUGAGUGCAUUUUGGAGGACAAUGUAGAAUACAGCUCA